Molecule: messenger RNA, 1077 nt
Organism: Lotus japonicus
Lineage: Eukaryota; Viridiplantae; Streptophyta; Magnoliopsida; Fabales; Fabaceae
Product: protein MAIN-LIKE 1-like
Exons: 4
Coding region: 1-1077 (358 amino acids)
Biological process (GO): meristem maintenance; meristem development
Source: RefSeq, a predicted model, not a curated record
AUGACGAUCACACUUGAAGAUGUCUCAGCAUUACUCCACUUGCCUGUAGAGGGUGAGUUCUUCUCCUUUGGUAACCCGACUAGGGAAGAGGCGGCUCCUGCAGUUGCUCAGUUACUUGAUGUGGACAUUGAGCUUGUGAUGGAGGAGUUUGAUGCUUGUAGGGGUCCAUCUCUUUGCUUUAGCUUUCUCCAUGAUAUUGUGGAGAAACACGUAGCGGCCAACAAUGAAGUUCCUGCAUGCCGAGCUUACAUGUUGCGGUUGAUUGGCAUGACCCUUUUCUGUGACAAGAGCAACACAUAUAUUGGUGUUGUGUAUUUGUCUCUGUUUGAAGAUGUUGAGAAUGCAUCAAGGUGGAACUGGGGAGCUGCCACUUUGGCUUACUUGUAUGGUCAGCUCUGGGAGGCCAGCAGGAACGGUGCUAAGUCUGUUGCUGGUUAUUUAUCUCUUCUGCAGUCAUGGGUGUUUGCUCACUUUCCCGGAUCCUUGUUUGAGCGCAGGGACAACCCUGCCUACACGCCAGACAGGCCCGUUGCACUAACUUGGGAGGCGCUUCGAGGGACUACUGAGGUUGCGCAGAAGAGGAUGAACCUGGACACGUUUCCGGCCAGUUCUGUGAUUUGGAGACCUUAUGUAGAGCAUUAUGCUCAUUGGCCCUUCCCUCAGGUUGCCUUGUAUAGGAGAUUUAUCAGGCAUGCCGGGAUGAUAUUCCCAUACCUCCCAGAUCGAGUCAUCAGGCAGUUUGGCAGGAUCCAGUAUGUGCCAGAUCCCCCACCAUCGUCAGUUACGUGCCGGGAGUGUGAUCGUCGAUUUGCGCACUGGAAUGAUCACAUUUGCCAUCUGUCGGAAGAAGCUGCUUUCCCUUUUCAGACCACUGGCGAAUACACUCCUUGGUAUAUCAAGGUCUCACACCCUUACAUGGUCCCAGAUGAGUACAAAGCCGACCGCUUCGCAUUUCUAGAGAGCCAGUUUGCGGAGCUUGCGUUGUACUCUGGCAUUGCGGUUGAUCCGACGACAGUUGGAUCGCCCCCGCGCGGGUUCACCGAUGUGGGAUGCGUGUUGUUUAAUGUUGUUGGAUAA